This is a messenger RNA of Caenorhabditis remanei, 2340 nucleotides long. RefSeq lists its product as uncharacterized. Gene Ontology annotation, molecular function: metalloendopeptidase activity. Lineage: Eukaryota; Metazoa; Nematoda; Chromadorea; Rhabditida; Rhabditidae. The transcript is spliced from 17 exons. The record is from RefSeq and is a predicted model, not a curated record. Bases 1 to 2340 code for a protein of 779 amino acids. Gene Ontology annotation, biological process: peptide metabolic process; proteolysis.
AUGUUCCGCUCGACGAGUCGGAUACCUUUCGGAAAACUUCUGACACGAAAAAUCCAUCAUCAAACCAAUGGGUUGAUUAUUCCAUCGAAAACAGUGAAAAAUGAGCUUCAAAAACAGCAAAAACGACAAAUUCUGUUCAAAAUGGGAAAUGAGACGCCGGCGCGGGUAGUUGGCUAUUAUGUGGUAUUUCCCGUAAUUCCUGAGGAAACUGUCGAAAACAAUUGUUUCAUGUUCAAUAUCGCCAAAAGUGAGGAUUGGCCGAAACUGGCAACCGCUGAGCCAAGGGAAAUGUACGAAGGAACCGUCCGAAUGUUGAUGGACUAUGGAGCCACUGUUAUGGAGCAUAUGGAGCAUUUAGCCACGUUGCCCGCCGAAGACCGAAAAUUCGAGAAUGUCGUGGAUCCACUGCUCACAGAAGAGUAUGAAGUCAACUUCGCCUUCCAGACGCUCGUUUUGAAAAUGUUGACUGAUUGGCCGGAUUGUAAUCGGAAAUUGUUCGACGCCGAUCUUCAUCAUAUCAAAAUCAUGUGUGCUCGUGAUCAAAUGGAGAAAUUGACGAAUAAGGACUUCCAAGAAGCGAUAAAACAACUUUACGAAUCGAAGGAUGGACUCUCCGAGUGGCAAUCAAGACUUUUGGAAUGGUAUUUGUUGGAGAUCAAAGCCUCUGGAUUGGACAAACAUGACGAUAAAACGCGUAAAGUUCUUGGAUCAUGGAGUAAAUUCGUUGAUGAGUACAGAAGCAAGUAUAUAACCGGCGUGAUGUCGACAAACGAUCAACAGACAUUCGUAGUCAAUGAUCAGAAGAUUAUCAAAGACGCUCCACCGCACGUUUUGCAGAAACUUGCUGUUGAUGAACAAAACUGGGAGACGGGACCAUGGCGUGGCCGUAUGACCCCCCACACCAUCUAUCCAUUCAUGCAGUAUUGUGGUGAUCGACAAUUGAGAGCAACCGCUUGGGAGAAAUGGACGAGUAAAGCUGGUUUCGAUCAUGAUUUCUACAAUAAUUCCAUUAAUAUCGAAGAGUUGAGACAUAAUAACGAAGGACUCGCCAAAACACUCGGAUACACAUCGGUUGCCGAGCAUCGACUCGCUAAUAAAAUGGCCGCGUCUCCGGAAACUGUUAGAGGAUUUAUUAAUGCCUUGACUCGUCGCAUUCGUCCCGUCGUAAUCGAUCGAAUGGAAUCAUGGUCAGCAUGGGCUUCCCGUUGUGAAAUGAUUACCGGAGAACUUCAAGCAUACGAUAUGCCAUAUGUAUGCAGAAAAGAGGCGGAGCAUCAUUAUGAUGUCAACCCAUUGGAUCUGAUGAAUCACUUCCCGUUCUGGCCGACAUUCCAAAAUAUUAUUGGAGUCGUUGGACAUAUCUUUAAUUUGGAGUUUAAGGACAUAACCGACAAAGGACUCGAACGAGCGCACGCGGAUGCUCGUAUCUACGCAGUCGGUGACAAAUUCAGUGGACAACAUUACGGAAGAAUGUAUAUUGAUCCAUAUGAUAGACAGAAUAAGAGAGGAGGAUGGAAUGCCAUGUUGGCUCGGCCUGAAUCGAAGGAACGAGGACUCGACAAGAUUGUAUACUUCAUUGGAUCCGCUAUUGCACCCACUUCGAAUGGACCAUCGCUUCUUCAUCAUCAACAACUUCAACAACUUCUUUUCCAUUUCGGUCGCAGUGUUCAACUCCUUCUCUCUCAAUCGCCAUACCGUGAUAUCACUAUUCCAUGGUCUCCAUUCUACGCUUCCGAUUGGGACGCCGCCGACAUGUUUCCAACGUUCCUUCAAAUGUUCGUCACGAAACCGAAUCUCCUCGCCGCCAUCUCAUCUCCACACCUCAAAACGAAUCAACCUCUAACAGAAGAGCAUGCGAAUUCUGUCGCAUUGACAAUAUCUCGUUCCUCCCUUUGGGAUACCUACCGUACUCUCUUCUGGUCGGAUUUCGAUUUGUCGAUUUACGAGAUGGAAGACAGAAAACAAAAGUUCUGGUUGGAUAUGUACAAACAAAUGUAUGAGGAGUAUUUCCCGUUCAAACGACAGAAGAAUGACUAUCAACCGUGCUCUUUCACACCGAUUUUCGCUCUUCAACCACAUAUGAGCAUGUAUUAUAGGAAAUUGUGGGCGGAGAUGCUCGCAUUGGAUAUCCACGAGACAUUCGACGAGGAAGACAACGAAGUUCAGACGGGAGAACGAUUGAAAACGACGAUUCUGAAUAGAGGAAGUGGAGAUGUGGCGAAGGAGUUGUUCAAGAGAUUCCAGGGCCGAAAUCCAUCAGUCGGAGCGAUUUGCGACCACUACGCACCACCACUGACAAUUCAAGAGGGAAUGGAAGCGUCGGAGAAUGAGAGACGAUGA